Messenger RNA from Gastrolobium bilobum, 1258 nucleotides. Its product is annotated as GCN5-related N-acetyltransferase 6, chloroplastic-like. Bases 164 to 1036 code for a protein of 290 amino acids. Gene Ontology annotation, molecular function: acyltransferase activity, transferring groups other than amino-acyl groups. NCBI's taxonomy places the organism in Eukaryota, Viridiplantae, Streptophyta, Magnoliopsida, Fabales, Fabaceae. The transcript is spliced from 9 exons. The record is from RefSeq and is a predicted model, not a curated record.
UGAUUGGGUUGGCUGCUACUUUCAACUUUCGACGCAUGUUUUCUUUUCUUUCCUCUGCCAAAUCCUUCUUCACCUUUUCCUCUUUACUUUAAUUUGUGCACAAGAUUAGCAUUUUCUUUUGGGCACAAACGAACACAAUAAGCCUCUUGAACCCCUGAAUCUCAUGCCUUCAAUUUCCAUGUUAUCGACUACAAUUGACACACCCAGUGUUUGCAAAUGCCCAAGAAUCGCUGCUUCUUGGACCAUGACUAUGGAUUCGAAUUUUCCCCCACCAUUGAAUAACAAGAAGAAGAAAGAAGUUUCAGUGCAGCUUUCAAGUUCAACGCCACCCGUGCCCAGCAGGGUAGAGACUUUAAGGUUCUGCGAUCUCCAUUUUGAUAGGUUGCAGCCUUCAGACCAAGAAUUGGAUCAACACAAUAGAUUUGAGUUUGGCCAAUUUGUUGCACGACAAGCCUUUCUUGAUGAAGAGUAUUGGACUGCAGCAUGGCUAAGGGCAGAAAGUCAGUGGGAAGAUCGAACAUAUGAACGAUAUGUUGAUCAUUACAAAAGGAAUUUUGCAGAUGAGGAAUUUAAUGCGAUAAAGAAGCGGUGCAGGGUGCAAAAUGGGGAGAGUUGCACAUGCAUUAUCACGGUGAGGAAGGAGAAGAAGAAUGUAAAACGAUCAAUAUUAAAAAGUGUUGUAGGAACACUUGAUUUGAAUAUCCGAUAUUUGCUGCAAGGGGAGAAAUUUCCUGGGGAACGGGUAAAGGCUCCUCCUUUUUGUAGCAUCAAUAGAACACCAUCAAGCAGAUAUGGCUAUAUAGCAAACUUAUGUGUCGCCAAAUCAGCUCGUCGCCAGGGUAUUGCAAGCAAUAUGUUAUAUUUUGCUGUUGAAUCUGCAAAGUCUAUUGCAGGUGUGGCACGUGUAUAUGUUCAUGUGGACAGAAAUAAUAGACCUGCCCAAAUACUCUACCAAAACUUGGGCUUUGAGAUAGUUGAAAUGGCGAACUCCCUGUUGUUAAAUGAUCAAACAUACUUGCUUCAUUUACAGACGUAAAGCACCAAGAUAUUAAUAUUGCUUCGAUUGGAUAGCUUCUUAACAGUAACAGUCGUGAAUUCCAUAUCCAAAUACCCCCGAUUCCUGUAAUUAAUAGAGGUUUAACGGUACAGUUGAUGUAAAUGCAUGUAUAUGUCCCUUUUAUACAAAUUUAACGAGAACCCCUUUUUCUCUUCCCCCUUCCUCCUUCCCUUUAUAACUUUAAAGAUUUUUUUUUUCUUA